AGUUGGAAAUUUUACCAUUCAUAAUUUGGUUUUAAUCUCUUUUACAAAUUCUUACAUUUUCUGUCUCAUAACCUGUAUCAUUAAUUUUGGAGCCCUGGUGGUGCAGCGGAUUAAACUGCUGAGCUGUUGAAUUAGCUGACCUAAAGGUCAGUGGUUUGAAUCCAGGGAAUGGAGUGAGCUCCCGCUGUUAGCCCCAGCUUCUGCCAACCUAGCAGUUUAAAAACAUGCAAAUGUGAGUAAAUUAAUAGGUACCGCUCCUGCGGGAAGGUAACGGCACUCCAAGCAGUCAUACCGGCUCCAUGACCUUGAAGGUGUUUACGGACAACGCCGCCUCUUCAGCUUAGAAAUGGAGAUGAGCACCAACUCCCAGACUCAGACACAGCUAGACUUAAUGUCAAGGGAAAACCUUUACCUAUCAUUAAUUUGGUAUUCUGUGCUAGUCUGUGGCCCAGAGGUCUUAAGCUUAAUUUUUUGUUGUGGGGAUGGGGUUUUUUAUUUGUGUGUUUAUGUGUGUUUGUGUGUGUGUGUGUGUGUGUGUGUGUAUGCAUUGUCUUCUGAUCAUUUCCUAGGGAAUCACCUGGCUGUUGUAUCUCAAGAAGGACCUUCACAGCUUCCUUGUUAUUAAUUCACAUCUCUCUUCUUCAUCCUGUUGGGACAAACUUAAUCUUUCUUGUCUUUUUCUUCCUACAUCUCCUUGCCUUCACAUGCAAGUUUGGCUGCGGAGUAGGUGAUGGACAUCCUGGAUCCCUUUUUUCCAAUGCAUGCGGGACAUUGCUAGCGUCAGUGGCAUCACUGAUGCAGCCAUGUAGUGACAAAGCAGUCUGGUGAAUGAAAGCCCCUCUUUUUCUUUUUGUCAUAAAUUAUUUUUAAAGUUGUUGUUUAUUUUGUCAGGUUACAAAAAUGCCUAAUAGAUUUUGUGCCUCUUUUAGCCUGGCAUCGUUUGCAAGGAAGAAUGGGAUGAGAGAUGGUGGCUGUCAAGGCCACUAAGUUGCUUUUUCUCCAGAAAAUUGACAAAUCUGGAAAUAGAUUAAAUUGAUUCCUUUUCUUUCACACACAUACGUGUUGGAAAGCUAAUCUCUACACUGGAAAUUCUCAUAGAGUAUUAAUGAAUCAUAGAGUUCAAGAAGACCACAGGGCCAUUCAGUCUAACCGCCUGCCAUGCAGAGAUACUCAAAGCAGACCUGAUAGAUGGCCAUCAAGCCAUUGCUCAAAAACUUCCAGAGAUGGAGGCUUUACCAUAUUCUGAACAUAAAAAUAUUAGUUUGUAGGUUUCUGAUAAUAUUUUGAUAUUUUAAAAAUUCCUGUUUGAAGAGUUCUUCAGAAGCCGAUAAGACAGAAUAUGAUAUUUCUUUAUUGGUGUGUAGGUGUAUCUGAACAUAUGGGCACGAGAAUACUAAAUGAAAAUAUUUCAACUGCCAAAAGGAAGUCUCUAGCUCUAUGCCUGCUAAGAUAUAUUCAGAAUCUCGUGUGGGCAACAUCUAUUGAAAUCUCAGGAACUGCCAUAUGAGUGUGGCGUCCGCCCUGCAUUCUGACAGCCAUGAUCGCUAUGAACGUCUCACUUCUGUCUCCAGCUCUGUGGACUUCGACCAAAGAGACAAUGGUUUCUGCUCCUGGUUGACAGCUAUCUUCAGGAUAAAAGACGAUGAGAUUCGGGAUAAAUGUGGAGCAGAUGCAGUCCAUUACCUCUCCUUCCAACGACACAUUAUAGGACUGUUGGUUGCUGUGGGUGUCCUCUCUGUGGGAAUUGUGUUGCCUGUGAACUUCUCAGGAGACUUGCUAGAGAAUAACCCCUACAGUUUUGGUAGAACAACUAUUGCCAACUUGAAUUCGGGGAAUAAUCUCUUAUGGCUGCACACAUCUUUUGCCUUCUUGUACCUGUUGCUGACAGUGUACAGCAUGCGCCGCCACACCUCGAAGAUGCGCUACAAAGAGGAUGAUUUGGUGAAGCGAACCCUAUUCAUCAAUGGCAUCUCCAAGUAUGCUGAACCUGAGAAGAUCAAGAAACAUUUUGAGGAGGCCUAUUCCAAUUGUACCGUACUGGAGGCACGUCCUUGCUAUGAUGUGGCCAGGCUGAUGUUCCUUGAUGCUGAGAGAAAAAAGGCAGAGCGUGGGAAAAUCUAUUUUACUAACUUGCAGAGCAAGGAGAACACCCCAUCUAUGAUCAACCCUAAGCCCUGUGGUCAUCUCUGCUGCUGUGCAAUCAAAGGUUGUGAAGAGGUGGAAGCAAUAGAGUACUACACCAAACUGGAGGAAAAAUUAAAAGAGGACUAUAAGAAGGAAAAAGAGAAGGUGAAUGAGAAGCCAUUAGGCAUGGCCUUCGUCACAUUCCAUAAUGAAGCCAUUACAGCCAUAAUAUUGAAAGACUUCAAUGUGUGCAAAUGUCAGGGCUGCAAAUGUCGUGGAGAACCUCGAGCUUCAUCCUGCAGUGAGUCCCUCCAUGUCUCCAAUUGGACCGUCUCAUAUGCACCUGAUCCUCAGAACAUUUACUGGGAACAUCUGUCCAUCCGUGGCUUCAUCUGGUGGUUUCGCUGCCUGAUCAUCAAUGUGGUGCUCUUCAUCUUGCUCUUCUUUCUCACCACUCCUGCCAUCAUCAUCACCACUAUGGACAAAUUCAAUGUCACCAAGCCUGUUGAAUACCUGAAUAAUCCCAUCAUCACACAGUUCUUUCCCACCCUGCUGCUAUGGUGUUUCUCUGCUUUGCUUCCAACUAUUGUGUAUUAUUCAGCAUUUUUUGAGGCUCACUGGACAAGGUCUGGAGAGAACAGAACCACCAUGCACAAAUGCUAUACUUUCCUCAUCUUUAUGGUCCUGCUACUACCAUCACUGGGCCUGAGCAGUCUGGAUGUAUUCUUCCGUUGGCUGUUUGACAAAAAGUUCCUGGCUGAAGCUGCUGUGAGAUUUGAGUGUGUGUUCCUGCCUGAUAAUGGGGCCUUUUUUGUGAACUAUGUCAUUGCCUCUGCAUUCAUUGGGAAUGCCAUGGACUUGCUGCGCAUCCCUGGCCUCCUGAUGUACAUGAUCCGGCUCUGUCUCGCUCGCUCAGCUGCUGAACGCAGGAAUGUCAAGCGGCAUCAAGCCUAUGAAUUCCAGUUUGGGGCUGCUUAUGCCUGGAUGAUGUGUGUCUUCACUGUGGUAAUGACCUACAGUAUCACCUGUCCUAUCAUUGUUCCCUUCGGUCUGAUGUAUAUGCUACUAAAGCACCUGGUUGAUAGGUACAACCUCUAUUAUGCUUAUCUGCCAGCCAAGCUGGAUAAGAAGAUCCAUUCAGGUGCUGUGAACCAGGUAGUGGCAGCACCUAUCCUCUGCCUCUUUUGGCUUCUCUUCUUCUCUACUGUACGCACAGGCUUCCUGGCUCUCACAUCCAUGUUUACCUUUGUGGUCCUUGUCAUUACCAUUGUGAUCUGCUUGUGUCACGUCUGCUUUGGACACUUCAAAUACCUCAGUGCUCACAAUUACAAGAUUGAUCACACAGAAGUGGAUGCUGUGGAUGGAAGGGAAAAUGGACAGCCAGCCACAAACCCUCCACCAGCUCCUAAAUCAGCUCAGAAGUACAUUGCUCAAGUCCUGCAAGAUUCUUCACCAGAGGGAGAUGUGGCAGAGUCCGAGGAGCAAGGGUCCCAAGACGAGGAGCUCAUCAACCCAAAUGGCAUAAACGAUACAGAUUUCCAGUCAUGCGAGGACAGUCUGAUAGAGAAUGAGAUCCACCAUUAGGAAUGUGGGAAAAUUCAAGCAAGGCAGGGGCACCCCAUGAGCUGGCGAGCUGCUGCGCACUGUGUGUAUGUGUUCUGUGUGAGCGAGUGAUAGAGAGAAAGGCCAAGAAAAUGGAGAAAAGGGGAGCAUGAGACAGGUACCACCACAGCUCCUUCCUCACCCACCUGGUUCCUGUAUUAGUGCUCAUUCCAAGGUGGGGAGCAACCUUGCCAUCAGACAUCAUUCCCUGUCUUUCCUACCCCUGUUCUCUCUGUGUCCUCCUCCUUUGGAAUGGGAGGUGAAUUUCUCUUAUAAGCUACCUACCCCUUAACACCUUCUGGAACCCUAGAAACCCAAGACAGCGGGGAGGAAAUGGCCGUGUACAAUUGCAGCUCCAGCACAACAGGGAGAGGAGCAGAGGUGAGGACAAUCAGAGCCCGGAUAUGACAAAGUGGUCCUCCUUUUCUUUGUCCUCCUCUUCCAGGGAGCACAUGCCCCAUCUUCCCCAUCAUUUUCUUUUGUCUAAAAUCAUGAACACUAAUAAGGUAUUAGAUUUUUAAAAGAGCCGAGCUGUAAUCAAUGGUACUGGUAUUUUCAAACAAAAGGGGGCUGGCUUUGAACUUGGCUGGAAUCAGUGAUUCCAGCCAAGCACAGCUAUUUUUAAAUCUGUGUAUAAAUCUCCCACAUGCUUGUGCAUCAGUGAGCAUUUUGUCUCCAGUGCCCAAGAUACAAUGCUGGGACAACUAUGGUCUCGGCCACUCUUUUCCCUCCAGCAAAGGCUGCGCACAUUCAAGUCUAGAGCGAGAGGGAUUGUACAGAAAAGGGCCCUGCUGCCAUGACUGUGAUCCAAUGAAAGCCACGACUGGAGAGUGCUACCUGGCACUAGAGUCUGCCAGUGAGCAGCUGCUAGUGGCAAAUGCAGCUCCUAUGGCAAAACAAGCCCCUUGCAGGGCGAGGGGAAUGCCAAGAAUUAGCAAGGAAGAUUGUCUAUCCAGUACUUCUCUCCUCAUCUUCCUCUGCUUCCUUCCAUGGCAAACCAACUACAUGGGGGCCCAUAUUACACAUUGCCGGGAUUCCCCAUCUGGGGUACAGUGCAGUUUAGGGUCUGCUGCAUUUUUGCACAUUUGUUUUAUCUUUAAACCUGACUAAAACCCAAACACUCUCUUUGUCUUGUCUAAUUUCUAGGGAGGCAGAAGAGGGGAAGGGUUGGUUUUUGUACAGUUUGCUAUAGAGGGAGAGACCACCAAAUCCCAGGGGCUGUGAAGCUUCUGAAAUCAUCCAGCUCCACCUCCAGGCCUUGCAUGAUACCUCCUCUCUUGUGCGUUCUAUCACAGGCAGGUCACUCUGCUGUGUUUUUCCAAUCCUGCUGCUUUGCAUGCAGCUCCAAGAAACCAUCUUCUGACUCAAGCUGUUGCUGUCUCCUAAGCUUUCUCUUCAAUGAUUCUUCAGGCUUUAUCUUCAAAUUCACAUCUCAUCACUGUAUCUGUCUCCUUUGCAUAUACGUUUGGGAGAGGUCCUGUGUUCAACCCCAAUAGGGCACUGUUUGAUUUGUUUAUUCCUGUUCAGUUGCAAAUCUUGCGUCAAUUUCUGAGAGUCCUUUCAAUAAAUCUACUUGGGAAGGUUCUUUCAGCCUUGCAGGGAGAUGACAAAUAGAAGAGAUGUAGAUGUUACAAGUAGCAGUCCUGGCUCAAAUGGCCAGCUAUUCAGGGGUGCAUUCAGGGAACCCAGGGAUUUUAGACCAGAGUGCAUCAACUCCAUGAGUUGAAUACUCUUCUCAACAUGGAUGGAGGGCUCAGUUUCUGCUGCUUAAGUGUCUUAAUGUUUGCCCUCCCAUCGUCUCCACCUCUUUGUUCCUUGUCUGCAAGAAGCCAUCCUUGAGGGAUGCUACCAGCAUUACCAGAAGCAGAGACCCACCUUCCUCCAAAUAGGAUCCAAGGUGUUUUUGUUUAUUAUAUCUAAGGUAUUUUAUAGACCUGAAUGAAUUAAGUCAUCAUCUCUCUAACACGGGGCAAGGUUGUGUAUCUCCAUAUGAUGCACCCCAUAGUUAAAAUGGGGGAGCUAACUCACACAAAGAUGAGAUUCAGGAUUGCUUAAGUUGCAAACAGUCAGAAAUAUAGCCAAGACUCUGCUUGGAGCUUCUUGACUAGAGAACUGGGAGAAGGAGAUGGACUUCAUGCGCCCUUCUAGGAGAUGUGAGGAUCUGAGGAUGCCCUCAGGAGCUGAGCCAUGGCUUGUGGUGGGUUUUGUAAUGGGUUUCCUUUUCAGGUGUUGUCUGGGAAUUAGUUUGGGGGGAUGGGGGAGAAGCCUGUGUUUAAAUUGUAUCUUAUUCUUCCCUUGCCAUCAUCACCACACAUUCAGCCACACUGCUGCUGAAAUGCACGUGGAUUUUAUUUUAAUUGUUUGUCCCAGGAUGUUUUUUCUGAUACAGUCUAGAAAUAGUAUGUGUUCCAUGCCAGGGUUUCCUCUACAUCUCUGUACUGGCCCCUUGGCGCCAUAAUUUCUAAGCCCAGCCACCACUGCCCUACCUGCAUCAGCCUCACAGCCUCAACUUGGGAUGGCUCUGAUCUCUCUGUACAUACAGCCGCAGGACAGGGCUGGCUUACUUAUGUGGUUAGUGGAUGGGGUUGGGUGUGGACCAUUGGUCACCCCCCCCCCUCCCCCUUGCAGGGAGCUGUGUUCUAACUGGCACUGUGUCUGCGUAGAGAUGUGUAUAAUACUCUGUAUAUAUUUGUGUAAAAAAGAAAAAAGAGGAACUUAUCAUA
Messenger RNA from Anolis carolinensis (green anole), 6449 nucleotides. It is a transcript of the gene tmem63b, whose product is annotated as transmembrane protein 63B. The transcript has 21 exons. Gene Ontology annotation, cellular component: plasma membrane. The record is from RefSeq and is a predicted model, not a curated record. NCBI's taxonomy places the organism in Eukaryota, Metazoa, Chordata, Lepidosauria, Squamata, Anolidae. The coding region runs from base 1504 to 3708 and encodes 734 amino acids. Gene Ontology annotation, molecular function: calcium-activated cation channel activity.